Molecule: messenger RNA, 328 nt
Organism: Racocetra persica
Lineage: Eukaryota; Fungi; Glomeromycota; Glomeromycetes; Diversisporales; Gigasporaceae
Source: the annotation of a GenBank genome assembly
AAAACGAGAAAACACCAAAGAGAAUAAGCACACCAAAGGAAAUGAACACACCAAAGGAAAUGAACACACCAAAGGAAAUGAACACACCAAAGAGAGCAAGAAAAUACUGAAGGGAAUGAACACACCAAGAGAACAAAGAGAACAAGAAAACACCAAAAAGAAUAAGCAUACUGAGGAGAACAAACACACCAAAGAAAAUGAGAAAAUACUGAAGGGAACGAACACACCAAGUGAACAAAAAGAACGAGAAAACACCGAAGAGAACGAGCACACUGAAAAAAACAAACCACUGAAGGGAACGAACCAUCAAAGUAAACAAAAGCACUAG